Misgurnus anguillicaudatus (oriental weatherfish) is the source of this 3795-nucleotide messenger RNA. RefSeq names its product LIM homeobox transcription factor 1, alpha (gene lmx1a). The record is from RefSeq and is a predicted model, not a curated record. Gene Ontology annotation, biological process: neuron differentiation; regulation of transcription by RNA polymerase II. Gene Ontology annotation, molecular function: RNA polymerase II transcription regulatory region sequence-specific DNA binding; DNA-binding transcription factor activity, RNA polymerase II-specific. Lineage: Eukaryota; Metazoa; Chordata; Actinopteri; Cypriniformes; Cobitidae. Gene Ontology annotation, cellular component: nucleus.
CAAUGAAUCAUUUUUUUCAGUGUGUGUGCUUACCACCAUUUGUCAAAAUAUCUUCUUUUGUGUUCAUCAGAAAAAAAGAAAUUCAGGUUUAGAACAACAUAAGGAUGAGAAAAUGACAGAAUUGUCAUUUUUGGGUGAACUAUCUCUUUAAUGACCUUAGUAAAGCACUUUAUCAAAACUGCAAAACCAAAAGUCAUUAAAGAGCUGGCGAGUGACUGAGGUAUUGUGUUGUUCACAUAUUUCAGAUACAUAAUUAAACGAUAAAUGCAACAGUAAAAUAUAUGGUUCAAUGUGUCCUGUCCACUAGAUGGCGUAAUUUACAACAAUUACACAACUUGAUGACGUGUGAGUUAAAACAAAAACCGGAGUGUGUCCGCCUUUUCAUUAUUUAACGUGCAAAAACUCCGGAUACGAAAUAAUGAGGGUAGUAAAUAGCGUUAUUUAUUGCAUUGUAAAGGACACUGAAAACUUUGUAAGAUGUCUUAUUAAAAACGACAGACUUGUUUUGUUACAAAUAUUUAUCUAUUUAUAUAAAUCUAUUGUUUUGUAUUUAGCCUAUUCUGUAUUUCUUUAUACUAUUAUUUAUUUUAAUAAUAUGCUCACACCACACAGUACGUUUUUAUUUAUUUUUUCGGUGUUUCAAAAAUAAAAGAUGGUUUAGGUUUUUUAAAAGAAUAAUUAUCAAAUUGUUUGAGUUUCACGUCAGACGAUCAGGCCUAAUUAAGCAGAAUUCAAAGUAUAAAAAUAUUCGAAAUUUUUGCGAAGCAAUUAAUAGCCUGUUAACGCAAAAUACAUGUAGCCUGUGCCUUAAAUGAAGAGAAUUUAUGACAAAUAAUUUAUAUGUUUUUUUAAAAGAUAAAAAUAUGAUCUGUUAUUAUCUUAUUACUUUUCGUUUAUUUAAAUGCCAACCCUAUUUAAUAUUGUAUAUUAGGCUAAAGUUGUGAAAGUAAUAACUGUACCGUCUGUGCGCACUAUAUAUAGGCUAUUUGUAACUUCUUCAGGAGUUUCAACAGGACACCUGGUGCUGAUGGGAGGAGAAAAAAGAGAGGGCAGGUCGGAGAGAGAGAGAGAGAGAGAGAGAGAGAGAUAACUAACGUAGACGUAUAGGUUAAUUGUCAUACGGAGCUUUUGCUUUUACAAAUAUUUGGAUCUAUCAAAGGUUACACUGGCAAUACGGAUAACUUCCCUUAUAUGGUAAGUAGAUGUAAGUCUGUUAUCUAAAAAUCUGAGCUUUAAGUUGUGUGUCAUCUAUCGGUUCCUGUGACAGAAAUUAAUUACACUUGGCUUACUGUGUUAUCCAUACUUAUUUUGAUACAGUCUCAAUUUAAAAGUGUGUGUUUAUAUGCUCGUAUAAAUAUGUAAAAGAAAAGUUUUUUUAACGAAUUAAUGUAUUUGCAAUUUUGGUUUUGAAAAGACCGUCGGUAAAUUUACUUUACACGUUUACAAAUUUAGUUUUUUUUUGAUAAAAAUAUAAUAUUAAAUGUUAAGAUUUUGUCAACUUUAAACGUUUAGCUUCAAUUAGUUUUCUUUAACAAAUAUUUGUUAAUAUUCUGUGUUCGCGGAGCAGAUCAUAGAGAAACACUGUUUACGUUUUUUGAUUGAAUAAUAAUAAUAAUUUUAAAUAUACAUCUUUAUGGUAUUUGUGUUAUCAGAUUAGUUACCAAAAUUUAUUUUUUUCUGGGCAUGUGGGAAUGAGCGUUUGUGAAGGUUGUAAUCUUACUUUUAUGGAUCAUAUGUGACCCUGCCUGUGAAAGCUAAACUCUUUAUUUUUUGAUUUACUGUUUUCUACAUAAAAUCGCCCAUCAUAAUCUAAAGAACAUUCUGUGUAAUAUAGACUAAUCGUGAUAGCAUAUCAUCAAUAGGCUACUGACCGAGUAAGAUCAUGUCAAAGAUUAAAAUUAAUGACUGAAAUCAAACUUUGAUGCUGGUUAUUUCACACUCUAAAUUCUGUACGUUGUUUUGGUACACAUUGAACAGAAUAAACAUAAACCUGUGCUGGGUUGUUGUUAACCCAACCAUAAGUUAAAACAACCCAGCAUUGCAUUGAAUUAACCAUAGGUUUAUGUAUUAACCCAACAUGUGGUCUCUCCAAUAUUUACACAGUGUUGGGUAAAAAUAACCCAGAAAAUUUAGAGUCCAGAAUUUGAUUUUGAGACUUUAGCCUAAUAGUUUCCACAGCAGGGUCACGUAUAUUAUAAUUUUAAAAACAUAAAAUGACACACUUCCUUGUGUUACCAGUUAAGUGAGUAUAAUUGUGUUUUUGCAGACAUGUGGAGUGUUGUGUGUAAAGGCUGUAAUGAGCUCAUUCAGGACAGGUACAUGCUCCGCGUGCAGGAUGGACUGUGGCACGAGCGCUGUCUGUACUGCGCGUCAUGCCGCGAGCCGCUUACAAACACCUGCUUCGUCCGCAAUAAGAGCCUGUACUGCAAGAGAGACUACCAGAAGCUGUUUUUGGUAAGGUGCAAAGGUUGUGCAGAGGUCAUCUCUCCAGACGAGCUGGUGAUGCGCGCAGGCACCGCAGUCUUCCACCUGCAGUGUUUCUGCUGCUGUCUGUGUGCCUGCAGGCUGCAGAAGGGAGACCGCUGUGUGUUCACAGGGGAUAGACUGCUUUGUGCCAGAGACUAUCACAACACGCUGGCUAGCCCGACUACCUCUGACUCAGGUAAAAGUGAUGACGAAGACGAGGAAGAUGACGAAGGCAACAUUAGUACUACAGGGCAUAGCAACACAUCAGCAGACGUGGAGCAUAAGAGACCUAAAAGACCUCGUACCAUCCUCACAACGCAGCAGAGACGAGCAUUCAAAGCUUCUUUUGAGGUCUCGUCCAAGCCAUGUCGAAAGGUAAGGGAGACGCUGGCAGCAGAGACAGGACUGAGCGUACGAGUUGUUCAGGUCUGGUUCCAGAACCAAAGAGCCAAGAUGAAAAAACUGGCAAAAAGACAACAACAGCAAAAGCAAAACGUGUCCCCUCAAGAAAAAAGAGACGGUCAUGCACAACUCACUGCGCCCUCUUUUGGAGACUUGCCCACUGAACUGGAGUGUACAGGAUCAUAUGUGUCACUGGUCCAGCAGAAUAUCACUUUAGAGUCACACAGUUUUAAACUGGACCCCUUCAGACAGGGUCUCACCCCUCCUCAGAUGCCUGGAGAUUACAUGCAUCCCUAUGGUUGCGACACACUGUUUGACAGUACAGACAGUGACCCUCUGUGUCACUUUAGUGACUGUCUGUCCAGUAGCGAUGCCUCCUUGUUAACACCCAUUGACCGACUGUAUUCAAUGCAAGAUUCUUACUUUGCAUCUUGAACAUUAUUUAAAUGGAGUGUGUGUGCAUGAUGAAUGUGUGUGUGUUAUGCUUUUGCAUGUAUAAUUCAGGACUCUUAGGGUAGAAAUGCUAACAAUGGUAAUGUACUGUGAUGCAUUUUUUCCUGUUGUAUAUUGUAUUUAUUAUGGUUUGUGUGUGUCUGGACUGAAUUGCAAUUAAAUGCUUACUGACUGAGAAAAUGCCUUAUUGUUGUUAAAAAAAAUCUAUUUAACAGAACAGACUUUGGAAAAAGGUGCAACUUUAAAACAUCAAUUAGUAACUGGAAAGGUUUUUUAAGCAGAAACUACUCUAGAUUUGUCCCCGUAGUUGUGUUUUCUUUCAUUUGGUUUGGUUUGAAACCUGACUUACUGAUUUUGAUCUCAUAUGAGAUCUGGCAUUUAAACAAAACUCAAGGUCAUACCCAGUCUGGUCUUUCAGCACCUCUUGCCAUGAUGCAUAUCAGGACGCAUACAGACCACAUACUGGAAUAAGGC